CGUUAGCUGUAAAAGGUUCCAAAGGCUAACUGGCUCGGCCAACCUUUUAUAUAUUCCCCGUCCUCCAUGCUUCACAUCCCAACGCUUCCUCUAUUCCCCUCUCCAUCUCUUUCCUUCAUACCAGUAGAUGGGAAACAUCAGGGUGGCCUUGUUCCUGCUGACCUUAAGCAUAUGCCUAUUCCCUCAGUUGAGCUCAGCCCAACUCCGGCGGAAUUACUACGCCAACAUCUGCCCCAAUGUCGAGAGCAUUGUGAGGAAUGCUGUGACCAAGAAAUUCCAACAGACUUUCGUCACCGUGCCCGCCACCCUUCGCCUCUUCUUCCAUGACUGCUUCGUUCAGGGCUGUGAUGCUUCAGUGAUAAUUGCAUCCACCGCGAACAACACAGCCGAGAAGGACCACCCGGAUAACCUAUCCCUGGCUGGAGAUGGAUUCGAUACUGUUAUCAAGGCUAAGGAAGCCGUGGACGCCGUUCCCCAGUGCAGGAAUAAGGUGUCCUGUGCCGAUAUCCUUGCAAUGGCCACCCGGGAUGUCGUAGCACUGGCCGGCGGGCCAUCGUAUGCAGUUGAAUUGGGGAGACUGGAUGGGCUGAGCUCCACGGCGAAGAGCGUAAACGGGAAGCUGCCACAACCGACCUUUGAUUUAAACCAGCUCAGUGCCAUUUUUGCAGCGAAUGGGCUCUCUCAGGCCGAUAUGAUAGCUCUCUCAGCUGCUCACACUGUUGGGUUCUCCCACUGCAGCAGGUUUGCGAACCGCAUCUACGACUUCAGCUCCCAGAACCCAGUGGACCCCACCCUAAACCAAACCUAUGCGGCCCAGCUACAGGCCAUGUGCCCUAAGAACGUGGACCCCACCAUAGCCGUCAACAUGGACCCCAUCACCCCCCGGACUUUUGACAACCAGUACUACAAGAACCUUCAGCACGGGAUGGGCCUCUUCACCUCGGACCAGGCCCUCUUCACCGACUCCCGGUCCAGGCCCACCGUCAACUCCUGGGCCCAGAGCUCCUCCGCCUUUGAGAAGGCCUUCAUCGCUGCCAUCAUCAAGCUCGGCCGGACCGGAGUCAAGACCGGGUCCAAUGGCAACAUUCGCCACGAUUGUGCCACCUUCAACUAGCUUAAUUACUGAGCGUCGUUUUUAUUAUUGAAAGCUACGGUGGAGUGUUGUUGCUAAGAAUGCAAGCGAUAAGUGAGAUAUCGCAUGCAAAAGAAAUGUGAUUCUUCUCAAGCGUGGUAACAUCAUCAUUUAGCUAUAGAGUUGCUCCUUUUCAUCUUUCAUUUGUUAGUGAUAUUUCGGUGGAGAGUGCAA
Phoenix dactylifera (date palm) is the source of this 1306-nucleotide messenger RNA. Its product is annotated as peroxidase 51-like. Gene Ontology annotation, molecular function: heme binding; peroxidase activity. The record is from RefSeq and is a predicted model, not a curated record. Gene Ontology annotation, biological process: hydrogen peroxide catabolic process; response to oxidative stress. Lineage: Eukaryota; Viridiplantae; Streptophyta; Magnoliopsida; Arecales; Arecaceae.